GUGGGGAGACUGAUAGCGUAAAUAUAUAUAUCUCUCUGGACACCUUUGAGCUGUCCGUGAGUUAAAUUCCACUCGUUACACGACUCGCAGAAACGCUUUCUCUGCAGACAUCGGAUCAACCCGUACGAUAACAAUGUCAGCUAAAAAUGAAAAAAUCGGGAUCAUUGGAAGCGGCUUAAUCGGGCGCAGCUGGGCGAUGCUCUUCGCCAGCGUAGGAUAUCAGGUGACCAUUUACGAUGUCAUCCAGGAUCAAAUUAAGAGCGCAUUAGAGGACAUCCGUCAGCAGUUGAAACGUCUCGAAAGUGACGGCCUUCUCCGUGGUGCACUGACGGCGGAUCAGCAAUUUAAUCUGAUAAAGGGAUCAUCCAAUUUGGCGGAGACUGUGAAGGGAGCGAAGCUGAUCCAAGAAUGCGUGCCAGAAAAUCUUCCGUUAAAGACGAAACUCUACAACGACCUCGACAAGAUCGUCGACGACAAGGUCAUCUUGUCAUCUUCGACGUCCACGUUCCGCCCGUCUCUUUUCAGCGAGAAGCUAAAACACCGCGAGCAGAUUAUCGUCUCCCAUCCUGUGAAUCCUCCUUAUUAUGUACCACUUGUGGAAAUAGUGCCAGCCCCGUGGACGCGUCCUGAUAUUCCUGAGAAGACAAAAGCUAUCAUGACUGAGAUCGGCCAGAAACCCGUUGUCUUCAACAAGGAGAUCGACGGUUUUGCGCUCAAUAGAAUACAGUACGCAAUCUUGAACGAAGCUUGGAGAUUGGUAGCUGAUGGAGUACUAAGCGCAAAGGACAUUGACGCGGUGAUGAGCGAAGGUCUCGGAAUGCGUUAUGCUUUCCUCGGUGCCUUCGAGGCCGCGCAUCUGAAUGCCGAAGGAAUGAAGAAGUACUGCGAAACAUAUAGCAAAUCGAUCUAUGAUACGAGCAUGACUUUCGGGCCGGUGCCCAAAUUCGUGGGCGAGAUGGCGGACAAGAUCAGCAACGAGUUGAACGAGAUGUGCCCACUCGACAAGUUGCAGGAACGACGCGCAUGGCGAGACACCGCCUUGAUAAAGCUGUCCAUCCUCAAGAAAGAGUUAAAUGAGAUAAAAAAGUAAAAAUUGAUAUAUUGUACACAUGCCAUUGAUGUGCCAACAUUGAAAUCUUUUAAACAGACCUAUAUGUGAUACAGUAAAUUUUAUCACGAAAUUGUACCAAUUUUUAAAUGUAAAAAAUGUAUCAUUUCUACUGUAUAAAUUAAAUGCAAAUUAUUUCAUUCUUACA
Molecule: messenger RNA, 1256 nt
Organism: Temnothorax curvispinosus
Lineage: Eukaryota; Metazoa; Arthropoda; Insecta; Hymenoptera; Formicidae
Gene: Had1
Product: lambda-crystallin homolog
Exons: 6
Coding region: 134-1090 (318 amino acids)
Biological process (GO): fatty acid metabolic process
Molecular function (GO): NAD+ binding; oxidoreductase activity, acting on the CH-OH group of donors, NAD or NADP as acceptor
Source: RefSeq, a predicted model, not a curated record